AUGGAUCCACUUGCAAAUUUUGAUAGAGCUGCAGAUCAUAACGGAGAGCAUGAGUACCAAGUUCCAGUUGAUAUAGAUAUUGAUAUCCAAUGUAAAAUUUUAGACCAAAAUUUCAGCAUUCCUAUUAAGGAUGAGGUCGAUAUCAGUGUAAGUAAUCCUAAACUAAAGGAACAAAAAAUAACAAAACAUAUCACAUAUUCAAUAUCAGGCGUUAUUGACAAUUAUUUAAGGAUAAACACUACUUUUGUAUCUUAAUGAUAGAGCUUUUAUUAUUUUAUAUAAAAGAAUACUUACCUGCUCAAUUUAAAAAGUUUUUAUCAAAAAAAUUAAAUCUACCACAAUAUCAGGCAACGAUUCACAAGGAAGAUUUGAAAGCUUCAGACGAUAUAACGAUUUCUUGCUUCUUCGAGCAAGACUUGUUAAUAGGUGGCCAGGCUGCUUCAUCCCUCAGCUUCCUCCUAAAAAGCGAUUCACUUCAAUGGCCCAUGGAAAUCUGCAGCCACAAUUUAUAGAACAAAGGCGAAAACUAUUGAAUUAUUUUAUUAGAAAACUUGGUCAGCUCUCAUAUGUAAAACAUUCACCCGAAUUCAUUGUUUUCACAAGAGGUGGGAACGAUUUUAAAGCUGAAGUUAACGAGAUAAAAAUUCCAUCAACCAUAGAAAUUGCUAAUACUUUUCAUAAUGAAUUCACUGAGUAUUUACUGUAUCAAGAAAGCCCAGAUGAUGAUAAAAAGGUUGAAGAGGCCGAAAUUAUGUUUAGGAAUGGAAUUGAAGCCAUAGAAAACUUUGAAGAAAUCUGCAAGAGGAAUGUCGAAUCUUAUAAUGGCUAUGAUAAUGGGCUUUUAAUGCUGACACAAGGGCUUAGAGAUAUGAAUUGUUUGUAUAGAGAAAAUUAUAAAGCAAAAUAUAUUGAUUUUAAAGUAAAGGAAUCUCAUGAAAAUCCUUAUCAAAUUUUAUUAGACUGAGCAAGGACAGAAGUAAUGGAUUUACGAUCAAUUUUAGAAGCAAUAGAGCAGAAAAAGAGCUAUGAUAGGCUGGAGGAUAAAUUCAAAGAAAAAUUAGAAGAGGACAAUAAUCAGCUGGAGAAUAUGCAGCAGGGACGCAAAAGUUUAAUGCAAAAGCUUACUAAAAAGCCAAUAGAGCAUUAUAUAGCUAAACGAGAAAGAAUUAUUAAAGACAUGACUGAAGAAAUCAAUGGGCUUUCAAAAAUAAAAAAAAUAAUCACAUCAAGACUCGUCCAUAAAGAAAUUCCGAAAUUCAGAGAAUCAAAGAUUCAUCAGCAUGAUAUUGUAAUAAAAGCUUUUGCAAGGUGCACUGUACAAGAAUUUGAGAAUUGGAUUAUUCAGAAUAAAGAAAUUCAAAAAGGACUAAACGCCAAAUAA
Blepharisma stoltei is the source of this 1381-nucleotide messenger RNA. NCBI's taxonomy places the organism in Eukaryota, Ciliophora, Heterotrichea, Heterotrichida, Blepharismidae. The record is from the annotation of a GenBank genome assembly.